This is a messenger RNA of Microthlaspi erraticum, 357 nucleotides long. The record is from the annotation of a GenBank genome assembly. Lineage: Eukaryota; Viridiplantae; Streptophyta; Magnoliopsida; Brassicales; Brassicaceae.
AUGAACAUAGAUUCGCCACUGCCUACACCUACUACUCUUCCGGCGUUGAUUGGUCAAAUUCAAUUGGAACCCGGUUUGAGCCCGGUUUGGGUUGGAAACCCUUGGGUCUUGGAUAAAAGUCGCGCAGCCGCUCCUCUUCUCUGGGUUUUUGUCGUUUUGUGGCGAUUUUGGAGAGGAGAAGAGAUUGAGGCGAUUUGGGGUGUUGAUCGAUCGAUUCGAGGCUGGUUCGUCGUGGUUGUGGAGCCUGCGUCGUCGUUGGUGGCUGCUGCGUCGUUGUUCUUCCUGUGCUUCAUCAGAUUCAUCUUCUUCAAUCUGUUUUUACCCUCUUUUCAACCUAGAAUCGAGGUGAGUGCAUGA